Molecule: messenger RNA, 327 nt
Organism: Chelmon rostratus (copperband butterflyfish)
Lineage: Eukaryota; Metazoa; Chordata; Actinopteri; Chaetodontiformes; Chaetodontidae
Product: somatostatin-1-like
Exons: 2
Coding region: 1-327 (108 amino acids)
Cellular component (GO): extracellular region
Molecular function (GO): hormone activity
Source: RefSeq, a predicted model, not a curated record
AUGGCCCACAUCUUGUGCAUUUUGGCACUUUUGUGUUUUGCAUCUUGUGCUGCACAAAAUACAAAGACCGAGCAGGGAUUUAAAGACAUUCAACUUCAGCAGGAAUCAGCGUCAUGGAUCGAGAAAUUACAGGACAAACAGGAAUCAACAAAGAAACAGAAUUUACUGGACUUGCUUUAUAAACUCUCCAAAUCCGGAAAUGGAAUAAUCCCCGAGGGACCUGCAGACAAGCAGGAGAAGAAUCGACGUGAACUGGGUGGCGUGACGGUUCAGACUCGCAGAGUCGGCUGCAGAGUCUUCUUCUGGAAGACCUGGACUGCCUGCUGA